Messenger RNA from Melanotaenia boesemani (Boeseman's rainbowfish), 1312 nucleotides. Its product is annotated as guanine nucleotide-binding protein G(olf) subunit alpha-like. Bases 36 to 1172 code for a protein of 378 amino acids. Gene Ontology annotation, molecular function: G protein-coupled receptor binding; GTP binding; G-protein beta/gamma-subunit complex binding. Gene Ontology annotation, cellular component: heterotrimeric G-protein complex. Lineage: Eukaryota; Metazoa; Chordata; Actinopteri; Atheriniformes; Melanotaeniidae. The transcript is spliced from 12 exons. Gene Ontology annotation, biological process: adenylate cyclase-modulating G protein-coupled receptor signaling pathway. The record is from RefSeq and is a predicted model, not a curated record.
UGGGUUGUUCACUGGUUCCAGUGGUUCCAACUGAAAUGGGCUGUCUGGGAGGGAAAACAGAUGAAGAACUACUGGAUGAAAAAGCGAAGAGAGAAGCAAACAAGAAGAUCGAGAAGCAGCUGCAGAAGGAGAGACAGGCUUACAAAGCGACACACAGACUGUUACUGCUGGGUGCAGGUGAAUCGGGUAAAAGCACCAUCGUGAAGCAGAUGAGGAUUCUUCAUGUUGAUGGCUUUAACGCUGAAGAGAAGCAGCAGAAGGUUCAGGACAUCAGGAAGAACGUGAAAGACGCCAUUGUGACUAUCGUGUCAGCCAUGAGCAUGCUGACCCCGCCCGUCCCUCUUGGUAACAAUGGCAACCAGUUUAGAGUGGACUACAUCAAGAGCAUCGCCCCCCUUUCCGACUUUGAAUACACAGAGGACUUCUUUGAGCAUGUUCAGAAGCUGUGGGAGGAUGACGGUGUGAGGGCAUGUUUUGAACGCUCCAAUGAAUAUCAGCUGAUCGACUGCGCUCAGUACUUCCUGGACAGGUUGGACUCUGUCAGGAGGACUGACUAUUCACCGACUGACCAGGAUUUGCUGCGCUGCAGAGUUCUGACUUCUGGGAUUUUUGAAACCCGGUUUCAGGUGGACAAAGUCAACUUCCAUAUGUUUGAUGUAGGCGGUCAGAGGGAUGAACGCAGGAAGUGGAUUCAGUGCUUCAACGAUGUAACGGCCAUCAUCUUCGUAGCAGCCAGCAGCAGCUAUAACAUGGUCAUCAGAGAGGACAACUCCACCAACCGGCUCAGAGAGUCUCUGGACCUCUACAGGUCCAUCUGGACCAACAGGUUUCUGAAGACCAUCUCAGUGAUCUUGUUCCUGAACAAACAGGACGUGCUGGCUGACAAGAUUUUGGCAGGAAAAUCUAAACUUGAGGAUUAUUUUCCAGAGUAUAAGAACUACCAGGUUCCUGCCGAUGCUGUUCCAGAUGCUGAUGAAGACCCCAAAGUGACCAGAGCCAAAUUCUUCAUCAGAGACGAGUUUCUGAGGAUUAGUACUGCGAGCGGUGAUGGCAAGCAUUACUGUUAUCCUCACUUCACCUGCGCUGUCGACACUGAGAACAUCCGCCGCGUCUUCAACGACUGUCGUGACAUCAUCCAGCGCAUGCACCUGCGGCAGUACGAGCUGCUCUGAUUGGCUCCUGCACGUCGGGCCAGCCCCACCUCUCCUUGUAGGACUGAGAUGUGAUCCGUUAAUCUAGAAGCUGUUAUCAGAGCUAAUAGAUGAUCAAUACAGAUAGAUAAGAGCGUCUGUAUAGUUCAUUAGUUACAUUU